AUGGCGGCUUUACCAACAAUGCGGCCGCUGGGCUGCCUGAGAUCUUUGUUUAAGACUCAAGAGGCCAUUCAGCCUCAGAUCAGCCGCCGAUUCAUCUCGACCGCCUACUCGCAGCGUCCCAAGCGCGUCCCUUUCCCUUCCAAUAUCCCCGAACAAUUCCUGUCACAAAUUCCUGCCCGCCAUCAGCCUCAAAAUGCCCCCAAGCCGAUCAAGGUCUACCCUCCUCCGCCCUCCACCCGCGCCGUAUGCAAGGACCCAAUCGCAAGCGUCACCGAGUCGCAAUUGUCGGAGAUCGAUCCCAAGGGUGAGCGUAAGGCUCUGUUCGACUACCGACGGAAUCCCCGCAGUGUCAAGCCGGGUGAUAUUGUCCGGGUCACAUUCAAGAACGGCGACCCGUUCAAUGGUGUUGUUCUGAGCAUUAAGAUGCGUGGCAUUGACACCUCUUUCCUGCUGCGGAACGAGCUCACUCGCGUCGCCGUUGAGAUGUCUGUGAAGGUGUUCAACCCGAACAUCUCGAGUGUGGAGAUUGUCCAGCGUGCAGAGCACAAGGCUCGUCGCGCUCGUCUGUACUUCAUGCGGUCCCGCAAGCACGACCGCCGUAGUGUCGAGAACAUCGUGGCCGCCUACGUCCGCCAGAAGAAGGCCUUCAUGGGUGGUGGUCGUCGGGGUUAA
Molecule: messenger RNA, 672 nt
Organism: Penicillium atrosanguineum
Lineage: Eukaryota; Fungi; Ascomycota; Eurotiomycetes; Eurotiales; Aspergillaceae
Product: mitochondrial 54S ribosomal protein bL19m
Exons: 3
Coding region: 1-672 (223 amino acids)
Biological process (GO): translation
Cellular component (GO): ribosome; mitochondrial large ribosomal subunit
Molecular function (GO): structural constituent of ribosome
Source: RefSeq, a predicted model, not a curated record